CGGUUUUCUAAACCCUAAACGUGCUGCUUUAUAUCUUCUGCUUAGGCAUUAUAACGUUCUCUCGCCCCCAGCUUUUGAAGCUUCCAUACCAGCGCCGUCGUUCGGAGGCCCCUCUCUUCUUCUUACUAUUGACAAUGGUGAGGGUCAGUGUUUUGAAUGAUGCUCUCAAGAGCAUGUACAAUGCCGAGAAACGGGGAAAGCGUCAGGUCAUGAUUAGGCCGUCCUCAAAAGUCAUUAUCAAAUUCCUUUUGGUCAUGCAGAAGCAUGGAUACAUUGGGGAGUUUGAAUACGUGGAUGACCAUAGGGCUGGCAAAAUUGUGGUUGAACUGAAUGGAAGGUUGAACAAAUGUGGGGUUAUUAGCCCUCGCUUUGAUGUGGGUGUUAAAGAGAUAGAACCCUGGACUGCAAGGCUACUUCCCUCAAGACAGUUUGGCUACAUCGUCUUGACAACCUCAGCUGGUAUAAUGGACCAUGAAGAGGCUAGGAGAAAGAAUGUUGGUGGGAAAGUGUUGGGUUUCUUUUACUAGAAGUCUUGUUUGAGGAUUUCUCUGAAUUUUGUUUGAUCGGUUGUAACGGAUGAUAUUCUAGUAAUAUUAAGCAUAGCUGGAUUUGUUAUUUUAUGGUUCUGCUUUUGUUUGUGAAACAAUUGGGAUAUUAUAAUUAAUCUGAUUUCUUUAUCAUUA
Prosopis cineraria is the source of this 683-nucleotide messenger RNA. RefSeq names its product 40S ribosomal protein S15a. Gene Ontology annotation, molecular function: structural constituent of ribosome. The record is from RefSeq and is a predicted model, not a curated record. Gene Ontology annotation, biological process: translation. The transcript is spliced from 4 exons. The coding region runs from base 135 to 527 and encodes 130 amino acids. Lineage: Eukaryota; Viridiplantae; Streptophyta; Magnoliopsida; Fabales; Fabaceae. Gene Ontology annotation, cellular component: cytosolic small ribosomal subunit; ribosome.